CCUGAUGCCACACCCUGCGCUUUGGACCAAACAUCGCUUCUGAUACUACUUGGUUUGGGAGCGUCGCAGAGCACCUUUAACUUAAUUAUCAGUUUUUUGGUUAACUUUACGGGCCGCCGGAACAUCUCCAUAGCCGUGAUAUCCUUAUGUGGUGUGAGCGGCAUCCUCGUGAAUUUGGUGCCUAAUGUCAUAGGCAGCGGUUUGUUAUUCUGCGUCAUGCUUCUGGGAGUUGUAGUCGUUGGACUAAUAACUGCUAUGUGUCUUGCUCUGUUUCCAACGAAUUUAAGGGCAAUGGCUAUCUCAUUUACAAUGAUAACUCAAUACUUAGGUAUUGUGGCAUCCGUUCAGCUACUGAACUGGCUCCUUACAUUCAACUGUGCAGCUGGUUUCUACAUAUUUGGGUCCUUAUUUACUUCGGCCGCAGUAGCCGCAUUGUUCCUGCCAGAUGACCGAAAAGCUCAGACGACGGAAACACCCCAAGAGUCAGAGGAAGAUACAGAAACACCAGCCAAAAAGAUGUAUUAA
This is a messenger RNA of Arctia plantaginis, 525 nucleotides long. NCBI's taxonomy places the organism in Eukaryota, Metazoa, Arthropoda, Insecta, Lepidoptera, Erebidae. The record is from the annotation of a GenBank genome assembly.